This is a messenger RNA of Cotesia congregata, 537 nucleotides long. NCBI's taxonomy places the organism in Eukaryota, Metazoa, Arthropoda, Insecta, Hymenoptera, Braconidae. The record is from the annotation of a GenBank genome assembly.
AUGGAAGAUAGUGGAAUUGACAGUGAUCCAAAACCUAUGAAUCAUGUUGAAGACGAUAGAUUAUUUUUGACAAGCGACAGUAGUUGUAGUAGCAAUCAAGCGCAACCCCCUCAGCGCAGUACUACAAAACAAUUGCAAAAAAAACUAGAAGCGAGAAUAGAACAGGCCAAAAGGAUCCAGCGGGGAUCAGACUACAUAAAAUUAUCUAAUACUGAUAAAACUACACUAUCCAGUAAUUCGAGUGGUUUGAUACCAAUCCAGAGACUUCCCAUUCCGCACAAGUCUAACGAACAUCAUCCCUUGGUAGAGUACUGGCAAAGUGACAGCGAAAGCGAGGAUGAAACUACUUUAUUUCCAAUCUCGCGGGGCAAGGAUACGAGUAAACAUAAACAAGAUCUUACUGACACUUUCAGUAUCGAAGAACUCAGCGAGGGAAGCGAGGAUUCGUUGAAUCUAGGUCCUACAAAAUUACCUCAUCCACAUACUCGCACAUAUUCUCCAACUGGAUGCUUUAACUGUCAGUGUCGGAUUAUUUAA